Messenger RNA from Brenthis ino (lesser marbled fritillary), 1551 nucleotides. The record is from the annotation of a GenBank genome assembly. Lineage: Eukaryota; Metazoa; Arthropoda; Insecta; Lepidoptera; Nymphalidae.
AUGCCGAAGGGAGAGAAUAGGCCGAGCGUCCUGUUGUCUCGCGACGAGAAUGACCAGGUGUUUAGCCUCAUUGGACCAAAAUGCCAGAGCCUAGCAACGGCGGUAGUUCAACUAUUCACAACAGAAGGACCAGCUCACUCAGAAUGGAAGAAGAAGGACACUGGAGUGUUAUGUCUGAUCAAGGACAACAGCAAACGGUCUUAUUUCUUCCGUAUUUACUGCUUAUACCGCAAGACACUGAUAUGGGAACAUGAAGUGUAUUUGCAAAUUGACUAUAAGAGUCCAAAGCCGUAUCUUCACACGUUUGAGGCAGAGGAUUACAUGACCGCAUUUAACUUCGCAAACGAAGAUGAAGCUAGAGUGCUCAGAAAUAUACUUAUAGAAAAAAUUGAAUUACGAAAACGAAGGCGAGAAGAACGAAAACAACGUUCGAUGCUCGCUGCACGGGCAAACAGCGUGUCAUCACACAGCUCCCUGUCAAACAGCACAGGGCGGGUGAAUGGAGCGAGCCCGGUGCCGCCCCUGCCCCCCGCGCCGGUCACACCCGCGCCCGUGCCUUCACCACUGUCGGUGCCGCAGACGAACAAAUCUAAUACGUUGUCGAAUUAUUCUUUGAAGAGUUCCGGGAAGAAACCCAAACCUAAACUACGGAAGUUGACGAAAGCUGAUAUCGGUGUGCCGUUAGAUUUCAAACAUGUCCACCAUCUGGGAUGGGAUGCGAUCAAAGGUUUCGAUGUCACCAACGUGGACAAUCUACCCGAAGACAUAAUGAAGCCGUUCCUCAGCAAAGCGGGCAUCACGGAGAACCAGCUCCGAGACCAGGCGACGCGCGACUUCAUAUACGACUUCAUCAUAUCGCACGGCGGCGCCGAGGCCGUCAAGGAAGAACUGCACGACACGAAACCCACUGAGAUCUCCCGCGGUCCGGCGCCGCCCGUGCCCGCGCGUGCGCCGCUCUCGCACCACCAGCCCGCGCCUCCGUCGCGCGCGCCGCCGCGGCCGCCCGCGCGCUCCGUGCCGCCGCCGCCGCCGCCGCCCGCCGCGCUCGCCGCGCCCUCCGCGCCCCGUAAUCCGCCGCCGCCACGCCCCAUGCAACCUCCCUCAGCAGCGCCCCCGUCCAUGCCGCCCCCGCCGCCGCCCACGUCGGCGCCGCCCCCGCCCCCACCGCCGCCGCCCGCCCACGCGCCGGCGCCGCCCGCCCCGCCGCCGCCGCCCAUGCCUGCGGACGACGGCGCUCCGCCCGGCGACGCGAGGUCGGCGCUCAUGGAGAGUAUACGCAGCGGGAAUAAGACGUUGAAGCAUGUUGACGUCGGAUCCAAGAAUUCACUGAACGAAGAUAACAGAAGCAAUUUGCUUAGUGAAAUACGACAAGGAAUUAAUUUGCGAGCCGUGCGUCGUUCAAGCAGCUCGGGCGGUGACGAGGCCCCCGGGCCCGAGGUGCACGGCCUCGCCGGCGCCCUAGCAAAGGCCCUCCGGGAGCGUGCUCGAGCCAUACAGUCCUCCUCCGAGUCGGAAGACAGUGACAAUGAAGCUAGCGAUUUCGAGUGGGAC